Messenger RNA from Platichthys flesus (European flounder), 2011 nucleotides. Its product is annotated as CCN family member 1-like. The transcript has 5 exons. Lineage: Eukaryota; Metazoa; Chordata; Actinopteri; Pleuronectiformes; Pleuronectidae. The coding region runs from base 94 to 1236 and encodes 380 amino acids. Gene Ontology annotation, biological process: signal transduction. Gene Ontology annotation, molecular function: protein binding. Gene Ontology annotation, cellular component: extracellular region. The record is from RefSeq and is a predicted model, not a curated record.
GACUCAGCACUCUUCAACUCGCCGUCAGGUCUGGUGCUAGAAUAAAUUGACAGAAAGGUAAUUCACUCGUGAGAGAGACAACUUCAACUUCUGAUGAUGUGGAAAACCUUUGUAGAGAUCCUCUGCAUGACACUGGUGUCGGCCUCGUGCCCAAAGGAAUGUCAUUGUCCCCUGGAAGUCCCCACACGUGCAGCCGGAGUCGGUCUCAUGCUGGACGGUUGUGGAUGCUGUCAGGCUUGUGUUCGGCAGCUUUUUGAAGACUGCAGCACCUCGCAGCCGUGCGACCACACGAAGGGACUGGAGUGCAACUUUGGAGGUGGAUAUGAUUCGGCUAAAGGCAUCUGUCGAGCCAAAUCAGAUGGAAGAACUUGCGAGUACAACAACAAGAUUUACCAGAAUGGAGAGAUCUUCCGUCUGAACUGCAAACACCAGUGCACGUGCAUGGACGGCGCUGUCGGAUGUGUCUCUCUAUGCCCUCGUGAGCUCACGCUGCCCAAACUGGGUUGUGCCAAACCCAACAGGGUCAAGGUGCCGGGACGGUGCUGUGAACAGCUCGUCUGCCCCAAGGAGGCAAAGCCAGAGAUUUCUCUGAGGAAGAAGCACAGAAGGACGGACAGCAAAUACAGAAUGUCUGAAAACGACUUAACAAACCAGUAUGAGCCGGCGCCUGUGUGGAGAGGAGAAUCUGGGCUUACAGCUGCGUUCAGGAGUCUCCCAGUGAGCCACAUCUCUGCCAGAGGAUUCAAGUGUGUGUCUCACACCACAGCCUGGUCCGCCUGCUCCAAACCCAGUGGCACCGGAGUGUCCACCAGGCUGACCAACAACAAUCCUCAGUGCAAACUCAUGGAAGAGACUCGCAUCUGUAAAGUUCGCCCGCGCAACCAAAGGACCUCUGUCAGAUUGAAGAAAGGUCAGAAGUGCAACCACGUGGUAAAGGCCGGCCGCCGUGUAAAACUGUCCCACGCGGGUUGCCAUAGCCUGAAAAAGUACCAGCCCAGAUACUGCGGGUCGUGCUCACAGGGGCUGAGAUGCUGCCGGCCGCAUCGGACUCAGACGAUACCCGUGAGCUUCAGAUGCCAAAAUGGAGAAUCCUUCAGCAGGAUGGUGAUGAUGAUCCAGUCUUGCAGGUGUAACUGCUCCGCCAGCAGAGAUGAAAAGACACCCGCCCGCCGCAGACUUUUCAAUGAUAUAACUUUAAAGCAACACUAUGCAACUUUUUUACCCAGCAGCCUCUAAACUAGUUGGAUGAUUCACUGAUUUGGAGCAGGGAUAAUGGCGGCGCUUCCAGUCCCACUCCACACCCUGCACAUCUGUUCUAGCUCUGUAGCUUUGGUGAGUGAGUGUGUUGUAAUUUGACCAAAUUAGACCCAGCAAUUCAAAAAAGUAAUGCCAAACUUUGGAUCAUUUUAAAAGUCAUUAGAAAAAAUCCAUUAUUCAAAGAGGAAACCUUUAACUAUGAGGAAUUUUAAACAGAGUUUGGUGUAAUUUUUACAGCAGCAACUCUUCUGGUUCAGGGAACCAGGGAUUAUGGGUAAUAUACAUCGUUCUGUUGUGUUUCUGUUCAGUCAGAGCUUCAUUUUUCACUUCCACAUGAAAACCAGUUACUCGCUCAGAUAUGGUGCCCAAUAGAAGCACCCCACGUGUGUCUACAGAGGGCGCUGUUGCUCAGUCAAAGUGACAUUGUGUUGCUUUAAGUAUUGACUGACAGAUGAAUUUAAUGAACGAUGUUGUUCAUCAUUCUGCUUCAUAACAAUGGAGCCUUUCGAUUUGCUUCCUUGUGAAGCGUUGUAUUUAUAGUCUUCUUAUUCUUUUCUUUCAGGACAUUCAACAUGUUGCGUGAAAUAAUGUAAAUACUAUGGCAGCUUUUAAAUAACAUAAUGUUAUCUUUGUUUUGUGUUGAUAAACUGAACUUUUUCAUUUUAUUUAUGACGUUUUGAUUUGUCAUAGUUUACUUCAUAAUGCAUUCCUAUAUUUAAUCACAGUGCAGUACAUUAAAAUUAGUUUGGCAUAA